UUUUCGUUUUUCCGCCAUGUUGACUUAUGAAAUUUGAUUUCUUUUACAGAAGAGUUCCAAAGUAAUUUUCUAAUUCGGGAAGCUAUACAAGCAAUCAUGCCAGGGGCACUCAUUGACCGACCAAAGAUGACAAAGACAAUGUACCAGGCCUUGAAAAGGCAUAUAAUGAAGGAAAGAGAAAGGAAAAAACAGGCACAAGAGCAAGAUGCAAUAAUGAUGGAAAGAUUGAAGAAAGAAGAAGAGAUGAGGAAGAAAAAAGAACAAGAGGACAGUUUAACUUUGGAACAAACAAAAGAACAGAUUGCCCAACUUGACAAAAAGAUGGAAGAACUUAAGACAGAGAAGCAUGAACUGUUCUCACAGCUGAAGAAAGUUUUGCACCAAGAAGAUGAGAGUCGUAAAAAAGCUCAGUUGAAAGAACAAAGUGAGUUGCAGAUUAUGCAGCACAGUACAGUCCUAGGUCUGCCUCAUGCCAUGUCUGGUCGUCCUAUGUUAUACAGACCGCCCAGCCAACCAGCAUGGUUCAGCCAGUGAGCAUGAAAAGAGGACGUAGCCCCUCUCCCCCACACCCUCACAGUCCUAUCAGUAUAGCAACAAAAUGAUGGCUGUAGAGAAGCCACACCCUUAUCCCCACUCCACACAGCCUGACUACA
Molecule: messenger RNA, 653 nt
Organism: Saccostrea cuccullata (small rock oyster)
Lineage: Eukaryota; Metazoa; Mollusca; Bivalvia; Ostreida; Ostreidae
Product: G protein pathway suppressor 2-like
Exons: 6
Coding region: 97-534 (145 amino acids)
Biological process (GO): regulation of transcription by RNA polymerase II
Cellular component (GO): transcription regulator complex
Molecular function (GO): transcription coregulator activity
Source: RefSeq, a predicted model, not a curated record